AUGUCACUUGUAUCAGAAGCAGUGGCAUUGAUAUCCAAGGAUGAAAAUCCAUGGUACUUCGACAGUGGUUGCUCUCGUCAUAUGACAGGAACACGCAAGAAUCUCAGAGAGAUAAAGGCAUUGAAAGGAGGCAGAGUCACAUUUGGAGAUGGAAGCCAAGGAGCGAUCAAGGGCAAGGGAAUGACUGUUGAAACCAAACCACCUCUGAAAGAUGUGUUCUUAGUCAAGGGAUUAAGAUCAAACCUAAUCAGUAUCAGUCAACUGUGUGAUGAAGGGUUAAAAGGUGCAAUCAUAGGCGUUCCUCAGCUGGAGGAUACAGAGAAGACUGUAUGCGGACCGUGCAAUCAAGGAAAGCAGGUCAAAGUUCAACACAAAAUGAUUCAAGAUAUUCAGUCAAACGAUAUGCUUGAAAUGGUCAAAUUCAUUGGUGAAAAGUCUGAUACACUAGAAAACUUCAAGAUCUGGGCUCUUCAAGUUACAAAUGGGAAGAGACGACUGAAGCAGAUUCGCAGUGAUCAUGGGGGAGAAUUCCAUAAUGAAGCCAUGAGCAAUUUCUGUGGACAACACGGAAUAGUUCAACAAUUUGAUGCACCUAGAACUCCUCAACAAAAUGGAGUAGUAGAAAGAAAGAAUCUCACGCUUCAGGAGAUGGCGCGAGCUAUGAUGCAUGGUAACAAUGUGAUGCAGAGGUUCUGGGCAGAGGCUAUUAGCAACGCAUGCUACAUCAUAAAUCGUGUCUAUGUCAAAAGAGGGACUAUCAAAACUUCGUAUGAGCUAUGGAAAGGCAAAACACCGAACCUUAGUUACUUUCAUAAACAUGGCUUCGUCGCUUCUUGCAUCAAACUUGCCAAGAUGAUCAUGGAGUCAGUAAAUGUUGUGUUUGAUGACGUCACAGCAGUGGAAUGGGAAAACGAUGAGGAACAGAAGAAAUCUACGUCAGCGGAUGCAUCAAAGGACCCAUCAACUGAAUCAACGAAUGACGCAACAACUUCCUCAGAAUUGACACAUGCUGUCAUUGGAAACGUGAAUGAAGGGAGAAGAACAAGAGGUGUGAAGAUCAACUUCAGAGAAAUGGUGCAGUCAGCAUGCUUUGUCUCAAAUAUUGAACCAAAAGAUCACACCGAAGCACUCUCGGAUGAGUUCUGGAUUCAAGCCAUGCAUGAGGAAAUAGAACAGUUCAUCAGAAAUGAUGUAUGGGAGCUGGUACAGAAGCCAUCUGAUGGUCACAUAGUUGGGACUAAGUAG
Molecule: messenger RNA, 1245 nt
Organism: Brassica oleracea var. oleracea
Lineage: Eukaryota; Viridiplantae; Streptophyta; Magnoliopsida; Brassicales; Brassicaceae
Exons: 5
Coding region: 1-1245 (414 amino acids)
Biological process (GO): DNA integration
Molecular function (GO): nucleic acid binding
Source: RefSeq, a predicted model, not a curated record